This is a messenger RNA of Tyto alba (common barn owl), 1562 nucleotides long. It is a transcript of the gene ENKUR, whose product is annotated as enkurin, TRPC channel interacting protein. The coding region runs from base 123 to 893 and encodes 256 amino acids. Gene Ontology annotation, molecular function: calmodulin binding. Lineage: Eukaryota; Metazoa; Chordata; Aves; Strigiformes; Tytonidae. The record is from RefSeq and is a predicted model, not a curated record. The transcript is spliced from 5 exons. Gene Ontology annotation, cellular component: acrosomal vesicle.
CAGAGCGUCGGCCCGCGCUUUGCCUCGGCGGUGGCGGCGGCCUGAGGGGACGGGCGGGCGGGAACGCGGUGCCCCUCAGCGAGGUGGGCGCUUCCCCGUGUCCGGGGCCCGCCGGCCGGAGGAUGGCGACGCAGUGUGCCCAGGAGAGCAUCUAUAACCUCCUGCCCCGCCUGGAGGAGAAGCCUGUCAAACCUCCCAGGUAUAUAUCCACAUUUAGACCAUCUGUGAAACGUGAAGCAGAGCAAAAUAAAGCUCAGUGGAAAACUAUGGGACCAGCAAAAGUUGCAGAGCCAUGUCCAAAAAAUUUCCUGCAGAAACAUUCAAAGGAAUCCAAGCUACCAGCAAGAAAAAAAGAAAAGGAUAGUAAGAAAUUGCCUGCCCUAUCAGUGCCACGAAGGACAGAUCACCCAGUUAUGGGAAUUCAGAGUAAAAAGAAUUUUAUAAAUGCAAAUGCAGUUGCAGCUAUCACGGGAUUGCCUAAAAAGCCUCAACCUGUUUAUGUUGAUAGAAGACAGGGAGAUAAAUAUCUGCUUGAAACUUCAGGACUUGUUCCAAAAUAUAUUAAAAAAAAGGAUUAUGGUGUUACACCAAAAUAUGUAAUCAGGAAAAAUGAAGAAGCAAAGAGAGCUGAGAAAGAAUACGAGGCUAGUAUCUUGGAGCAUCUCAAGAAAAGAGCCAUGAAACAGCUAUCUGAUGAAGAAAGGAGAAGUCUUCUUCAGGGGCUGAAAAAUAACUGGGAGGAAGUGUAUCGUGAAUUUCAGGGUCUUUCAGUAGAAAUAGACACCAUACCCAAGAAGAUACAUAAAGAAAAGCUGGAAUUACAGAUGAAACAACUGGAGCAUGACAUAGAAGUAAUUGAGAAGCACAAAGUUAUCUACAUUGCAAAUGAGUAAGGACUGUUUUUCAGAUCUUGCGUCUUUCCUCCUUUUCUUUUUCUCUAUCCCUACAUCUCCAAGAAGCACUCCUCCAAAUUCUCAGAAGAAACUGAUGCUGCCAACUAUUCAGAAGGAAAUAUUCAACUAACAUAAGUAUGUAGCUUCUUAGAAAAGUUGUUACAUAUAGGUCUCAUCUGUAUAAUUCACAACACAUUUUGAAAUAAACUUCUUAAUUAAACUUUGAGUAGAAAAAUAUGAAUAUAAUCUAUUAUUCUUUGUAAUUUUUGUUAACUUUAAGAUUUCUAUAAACAUCAUACAAAAAGCAUUUGAAAAUACUGUUUCAUAUGUUUGGAGCACUUCUUUCCUUGAAUAGCCAAAACAAAGUGAAAUAAUUGGCUGCUGAAGAUGGCUUGGUAAAUAUAACUUCAAGGUGGGAAGGCUUCUGGACAAGUUAUUAACGAGCUGUUGUGCUUUACUUAAAAACUUGAAUGAUUGUAUUUCUAAACAGCUUGACUUCUGCAUAACAUUUUGUGGACUCAUUUUUUGUUACCAAAACCGAUUUUUAUAGUAGAAGUGCAUAAUAAUACAGACUUCACGCAAUCCAGAUACCACAUCUAGCUUGCGCUGUGUGUUUAUGUAUAAAUAAUUCUGUAAUACUAUAGUAAAUCCACAACUAAAGUAGAAAAA